AUGUCUCAACUCACUCCUAUACCAGGGUUCAUAAAUACAUCAGUAACGCGUUCCAUUUGCGUGUUUUCAACAAUCAUAGUUUUGAGUAUUUCAGUAUUAGAAACCAAACAUUAUGUUCGGUUAAUCAUAGAUCCAUAUAUAAUAGAGUAUAUGCAAUAUUGGCGGAUAGCUGCUUACCAAUUAUCAGUCAUAAAUGAAUCCGAUUAUCUAUUGACUAUACUAUUGUGGCUUCAAUUUAAAGUACUAGAGCGAUUCUUUGGAUCCAAGAAAUAUUUCUCCAUCGUGGUUAUGUUUGCCAUCUACAACGCCCUUGUCUGUUUCUUGAUCAUGACAAUUGGUCAAUUGGUCAUCUAUUACAUAAUGUAUUACUUUAAAGCAUUGAUUUCCCAUUCAGACCCGAGUGAUAUUCACUAUACUACAACUAUUUUGAAUGAGGUAGCUUCAGGGGCACUAGGAAUAUUGUCUUCCUUGUACAUCUGUUAUGUGACAUAUAUUCCCGUUUCCUAUCGAUUUUCAAUUUUAUUGACAAAGCCAAGAGUGCUUCAAGAUCAGCAACUACAAACGGGUGAGAAUAGGUCAACGAGCAAGGAACUUAUUUUAUCAAAUAGAUUUCCAGUACACGUUCUUUAUUGUUUGUUAUUUUUGAAUAACGGGUUUCAAUCGAUAAUAGCAUGUUCGGUGGGGUUAGUUGUCGGACGUUUGUAUACGUAUGAUCUCCUUCCUGGGUGUAAAUCUUGGUCAGCUCCAACGUUCCUUUUCAAACUUUUCGUGAAUCCAGUCAAGAAGAUUAAUAGUAUACUGAAUGCAAUAAUCAGAAGAGUCUCGGGAAAUUAUCAACCUCUCAAUGCUACUUCUAAUAUACAAGUUACUACAGUUCAAGAAAGAGGGGAAGAGCGAGCCACUGAAGAGCCAGAGGAUGCUGAUGAUGUUUUGGAUGAGGCUCAACAACGUGAAAAUCAAAUCAGGGCCGAGAAUCCAGUACGGCCACUAGGUAGACAAUUCCUUGAUACUUUUAGAACAUAG
Hemisphaericaspora subhashii is the source of this 1023-nucleotide messenger RNA. RefSeq lists its product as uncharacterized. The record is from RefSeq and is a predicted model, not a curated record. The coding region runs from base 1 to 1023 and encodes 340 amino acids. Lineage: Eukaryota; Fungi; Ascomycota; Pichiomycetes; Serinales; Debaryomycetaceae. The transcript has a single exon.